CGAGACAUCACAAUUUAUUAAUGAAUUAAUUACUUGAUACAGAUCUAUUAUGGAUUCAUUUAUACAAAUCAGUCUGCGGUUUUCUUGUGUCAGACACCGCUUGUGAUUAAAGCAACGUAGUCCGGCUCUCUUUAAGUGUUGGAAUCACUAGUCUAUUGCUUUGACUGUUGUUGUUGAGAAAAAGAAAAUCUUUAUAAUUAUUAAUACAACUAGUGAUGUCCCACGUCAAGCUUGGAUCUUCCGAUGAAGAUUCUGACGAGACAUCGACAGAUGAAAUCGUCGAAAUUCUGUCUUCCCCAGAGAAAGAAAGCUGUCUUCCGUGGGUAUAAUGCUCCAUCUUUAAAGAGGAAAGAUGUAACUUCCAAAAAACUCGAAGAUGCGGCUGGAAGGAAAAAAGGGACAACUCACAUUGACCUAACUGGUGAUGACUAUGAGAUGACUAAAGAGAACGUCGCUCGCCCUCUAUUCAAGAAAGAAAACGACCAAACAAAGAGAAUUUCCGACGUUGAUCAGGACAGUGAAUCCGAAACAGUUUCCAUGUAUGAAGCAGACACAUCUGAAAGCAGUAAAGAUCACCCCCUGGCACCACUGGAAUUCUACAGAAAUGACAAGGCUUUGCCUAUUUACAGUGAUAACAACCCAGAUAUCAAAGAAAUAUUUCGCAUCUGUGUAAAGAGGGAUGUGCCAACAAACAGAUUAGUCAAGCAAAAGCCAGUACGCAUAAAGGAUACUGCUACAUUCAUUGUUAAUCAAACCGUGGCCGGCAUUAAACACCCUAAAGAUCUCGAUGCGGACGACACUCCAGGUGCUUUUAACAAGAAGGAAAGCACAAGAUUUUACCAAGUAGAAACUGGGGAAGAUGGCGACCUCAACAUCAGUUGCGAAGUGUCCUUGACUAAGGAUACAAAUGGAGUACCUGUUUCUGGAAUGUACAGACGACGACAAGGCAAAGCCUAGGAAACGAAAUCUGCUGAUCUGAAGGUUUAUGCAGUCAUUCGAAAAAGAGCUGUACAUAAAGCAACUCUUCAGCGGUAUAACACAGCUUUCACGCGUUGUAUUACAUGGGUUAUGACCCUCGACGAAUAUGCUCGUGUAUAUGCAAAGAUGCGUGACACAACAACGUGUUCUCUGCUUUGCCCUAACAUUAUAAUGCAUUACUACUUCAAUACGGGUCAUCGAGUCCCUAUCGUGGCCGAUAAACAUGGGAACACCAAAAAUGAGAAUGCAUCCAAUUUUCGCCCAAAGGAACACUCACUGAAACAGUCAUGCAAGAAGCUGGUCCAGGAGGACUCUCGCGCACCACGCUUAAUUUGUCAGGAAAUGCAAGAAAAAGUUGAUGUGCUUGAAUCGUUUUCUGACUCCUCGGUAAUCCGAGACCCUAAACAAAUUUCAAACUACAGGCAAACAUAUGGUCCUGUAAAAAACAGGAAGCACGAGGAUGCAAUCCGUGACGUUAUAUUUGAACUGUUAGAACAGUCUCACGAAGACAGUGAUCUGCUGGACAAAAACCAAUCCUUUAUCCAAGAGUUGCUACUUCGCCAUGGAAAACAAGCUGGGGUGGUGGCAUAUCUUCAGCAGACAUUAAAGGACAUUGAACGGUUUUGUACAACUAAGGCUAACCCGUUCAUUACAAGUCCCUUGAGUGCAGAUACGACGUUCAACAUUGCUGAGUAUUUGCUAACCCAAACAACCUACCGCCAACUUAGUGUACUUGAUAGAGGCAGCCUGAAACAUCCCUGGUUUCCUGGACCUCUUCUGUGCCAUCGCAAUCAAGCAAAAGAGGACUUUGCCUUCCUCUGGCAAGCAGUUAAAAGGGGUAACCCUCAUCUUACCAAUUUACUUGUACUAGGCACAGAUGAAGAUGAAGCAUUGUCAGGCGGAAUUUUACAGGAAACUAACAACACCAUAGACCUUCUUGGUAAAGAGCACGUGUUUGCUAACGUGGAGAAGAAACUCACCGACCUGAACUUUCCUCUUAUACAGCGACGAAGCAUCCUUGCAGACAUAUUUGAAGGUCCAGAAAGUUUGUACGAAAGCCCAAGUGAAUUAAACACACUACGUACAGAAAAUUUCCAUAUACAAAGAAAAAUGGAGGGCACUUGAAGAAGAAUUCACCAAAAACCGUCCAACUAGAUUCGUGCAAUACUUCGAGACAUACAAAGAAAAGCAAAUGAGAACCAAGAUGAUACUAGCUGUUAGACGGGAAGCCAAAGUCGACGGUGAAUAUGGUCAGAAUCCUAUUGAAUGGCAGAAUUUCUUGACCAAAGAAGAAAUCGACGACUUCUGCAAACGUGAAGGACAGGGCCACAGAGAGGUAACCAUCACUAAAGCGUUAGCUAUUAUGAAGGCUGCAUCAAGCGACGAGCUGGUGAGAACUGUUAAGAGCAGGUACGGAUUAGUUCCUCUCAUAGUUAAGCCGCAAGCUAAGAACAAGGUAUUGUUCGAAUGUAACUGCAAGCUAUACAAAGGGCUGAACAUUUGUGCGGACACAGUUGCAGUUGCCGAAGAUAACGGUAUUCUAUUUGAAUACAUUGAAGCUUUACGAAAAAAGUUUCAGCGUAGCAAGCGAGUUACAAAUCUAACAGCUGCAAUCGAAAGCAACCUGAACAUCUCCCAGCGUGGACAUAAGCCUAACGAGGUCCAGAAACUUGCACGCAGAGCAAGAAACAGUAGGCAAGAAUCAUGCACAUCAACAUCAGGACCAACGCAGUCAGCCUCGAGCUAUCACCAACAACAACCACUGUCAGCCUCGAGCUAUCACCAACAACAACCACAGCCAGCCUCGAGCUAUCACCAACAACAACCACUGUCAGCCUCAAGCUAUCACCAACAACAACCACUGUCAGCCUCGAGCUAUCACCAACAACAACCACAGCCAGCCUCGAGCUAUCACCAACAACAACCACUGUCAGCCUCAAGCUAUCACCAACAACAACCACUGUCAGCCUCGAGCUAUCACCAACAACAACCACUGUCAGCCUCAAGCUAUCAACAGCCACAGCCAGCCUCGAGCUAUCACCAACAACAACCACAGCCAGCCUCGAGCUAUCGCCAACAACAACCAAUGUCAGCCUUGAGCUAUUACCAACCACAACCACAGCCAGCCUCGAGCUAUCACCAACAACAACCACAACCACAACCCCAGCCAGCUUCGAGCUAUCGCCAAAAACAACCACAACCACAGCCAGCCUUGAGCUAUCAUCAACUACAACCACUGUCAGCCUCGAGCUAUCACCAACAACAACCACAACCACAGCCAGCCUCCAGCUAUCGACAACUACAACCACAGCAAGCCUCGAGCUAUCACCAACUACAUUCACAGCAAGCCUAUCAACAGCAAACUCCACAGGGAUGGCAAUGGCAUUCUGGUAUGUCUCCACACCCGUAUACACUUUGCAAACUUCCUUCCGCAGCAAAGAAAUGUUACGGGUGUGGCGACGAAUUUGCGACAAAAUACAGAGAAGCCCCCAAUGACAUUGUGGUUAAAGGGCUACUUGGACGAAAA
This is a messenger RNA of Exaiptasia diaphana, 3505 nucleotides long. RefSeq names its product cell wall protein DAN4. The record is from RefSeq and is a predicted model, not a curated record. Lineage: Eukaryota; Metazoa; Cnidaria; Anthozoa; Actiniaria; Aiptasiidae. Bases 2683 to 3474 code for a protein of 263 amino acids. The transcript is spliced from 3 exons.